Molecule: messenger RNA, 777 nt
Organism: Cryphonectria parasitica EP155
Lineage: Eukaryota; Fungi; Ascomycota; Sordariomycetes; Diaporthales; Cryphonectriaceae
Exons: 7
Coding region: 1-777 (258 amino acids)
Source: RefSeq, a predicted model, not a curated record
AUGGAAAAAAUGAAAUUGCUGGUCCCCAGCUCCCUGCUGGAGGAAGUCGCAGACCUUUUCGAACUGUACACCUGUUGGCAAGGGAUCGCCGCAGCAACUCCCCAGAAUCUUGGAUUCGUUAAAAGCACUCGAACAAUGCAGGAAUCUGCUAUCAGCCGAAUCACCACGGCACAUGGCCCCAACGUCAAACGAACGAACCAAGGAUAUCAAUGGACUGCGACUCAGAUUUACGAAUGCACACUGGUAUUUCGAGGGAUACGACAGAAAGAUGACUACAAGAUGGAGGAUUCCUACACUCGGUUUGCAGUCUUCUUGAGCGGUAAAGAUAGGCUCCUUUUGCAAGGGUUCUCCUAUCUGCUUGGGGGCCGACACUUUGAAGAUGAAGAUAAUAGGAUGUUGGCUGCCCAAUUCUCCACUUUCAUGGAAUUGAGAUUCUGUAAAAUGUGUAGCGUGAGAGCAGGAAGCAAUGAAAGCUCUGGCAGCUAUGAGAACCGAGAAAAAGAUGUGCUUCCCGCUUACAUGAUUAUCAGCUUUGGGGGUAGUAUCAACCAGACUGGUCACGUGCAGCUGACCAAGACUCUCCAGGAAGCAAACCCAUCACCACUAGCUAUCUCGGCAUUGACUAAAUCAUCACCAAGACUAGCAACAGGAAGCAUUUCGGAUGACAAAUAUCUACUCCGGUGGAAGUGUCAAUAUGACAGCUAUAUGGCUAUCGGUGGAAGAGCACGCCAUUACAAAGAGUCCAAAGAAAAGUUCGACGUUGUGACUAUGUUCUGA